GGAAAAGAAAAAGUCAAAAACAUUUUAUUCAUCUUUGUUUCAUCAUCUGUAUUUAACUUUUUUAUCUACGUGUUUAGACGGUUUCCGCAAUUAUAUUACUGCAACAAAGAAAUAACUCAAAGUACGUCAUUACCAUCAAUCCAAGUGACGUGCGUGUGUGUUGCGAGGAGGGAGGGAGGGCGAGCGGGCGGCAAAAACACACAAGUCCAUGAUUGAACUACUGACUACAGUAUAUAAGGUUGUGGCCACUGGCUCAGAGAGAACCAGCGGAGCAAGACGCAGGAAAAACUGGAGCAUUCAAUGGGCUUUAAUUGAACUCUGCAGGUGAGAAAGUCAGGAGCAGGAUCCUCAACUCUGACAAAAAAAAAACGUUUCAGCUUCCCAGUUAGGUUACAGUUUCAGCCUUUAGUGAAGAUGCUGUGGAGGGUGACCGUUGCCUUGGCCGUGAUGUGCGUCGGAGGCGCAUGCAACAGCGUGGGAGCCGAUGUGAUGAGCAGACUGAUCGUGCCCAGGGACUAUGGGGUGAAACUGUGCGGGAGAGAGUUUAUCAGAGCUGUCAUUUUCACCUGCGGGGGCUCUCGGUGGAAACGGUCCACAGAGGGGGAAGAGGAGCCGUUCCACUGGACUUCCCUCGGUGAUGCUGCACCCGGAGCCGAGCGGAGGACCUGGCAGCAUGACACAGAUCUCAGAGACGAUAACUCUCCUCUCCCCUUUGCUCCCUCCAACUCGCUAGCUGACCUCUUGACCCUCUUCACAGUCACAAACGAGAGACAACACUCCUCUUCAGGCUCCACAGGCCUGCCGAGGGAGUCCAUAGCUUUUGGUGAGCAGGAGGAGAGUAAAGACGCAGCUGACCGGCUUGUAGUGACCAAGAAGAAGAGAAACUUUUCUCUGGGCGUGGCGGGGAUGUGCUGUAACCAAGGCUGCACCAAGAACGAUAUCGGACGGUUGUGCUGAGGCAGAAAGGAGAAAAGGCUGGUGUGAUGAUAAAGAUUAGGCACUGUACAAUAAUUUGUUUUGAGCAAAAAGAAGGGAAUCAUUUGGUUCAUAUUUGUUUAAUAGCAGCCAUUAACUGUUUGUCUUUGAACUUAUUUUAAUAAAAUUUAUGUUCUGUAUGUUGACUGUCGCCUUCCUUGAAAUGUGAAUAAAUUUGAAGUACUGCAGGACGACUCAUUAACACAAUGUCAUUAUGCUUAAAUGACAGUGACUUUUCCU
Gambusia affinis (western mosquitofish) is the source of this 1215-nucleotide messenger RNA. RefSeq names its product relaxin 1 (gene rln1). Bases 415 to 957 code for a protein of 180 amino acids. The record is from RefSeq and is a predicted model, not a curated record. NCBI's taxonomy places the organism in Eukaryota, Metazoa, Chordata, Actinopteri, Cyprinodontiformes, Poeciliidae. The transcript has 2 exons. Gene Ontology annotation, cellular component: extracellular region. Gene Ontology annotation, molecular function: hormone activity.